UGGGUGAAGGAGAGUUGCAGAAUCCGUUGCUGCUGCAGCAGAAGGAAGCAGACAUAGAUGAGAUAAGCAGUUUGAGUCAAUUAAUAAAGGAAUCGGUGAAGGAGAACAAGAAGCUGUGGUACCUUGCCGCUCCUGCCAUCUUCACCACCAUCGCUCAGUAUUCUCUCGGAGGCGCCACCCAGAUUUUCGCCGGCCACCUCACCACGCUCGAGCUCGAUGCCGUCUCCACCGAGAAUAUGGUCAUCGCCGGCCUCGCCUUUGGCAUUAUGUUGGGAAUGGGAAGUGCACUUGAAACACUAUGCGGGCAAGCAUACGGUGCAAAGCAGAUACAUAUGUUGGGUGUAUACAUGCAACGUUCAUGGGUCAUCCUCACCUUAACAGCUUUCUUCCUCUUGCCCAUCUACUUCUUUGCCUCCCCAAUCUUGAGAUUCUUUGGGCAGGACCACGAGAUUGCGGAGCUCGCCGGAAAGUUCUCGCUCUACAUGAUCCCUCAGGUCUUCGCUUAUGCAAUCAAUUUUCCAAUGCAGAAGUUCUUGCAGGCUCAAAGCAAGGUCAUGGCCAUGGCUUGGGUAUCUGGGUUUGCCUUGGUCUUCCAUAUCUUUUUAUGUUGGCUCUUAAUUGUGCAAUUCAAGCUAGGGUUGGUGGGUGCAGCAACCGCACUCAAUUUAUCUUGGUUGGUAGUGGACUUGGGUCAAUUUUUGUACAUUGUCAUGGGCAAUUGUCCCGGUGCUUGGACCGGGUUCAGUUGGGGGGCUUUUCGUGAUUUGGCAUCCUUCGUUCGACUAUCCAUCGCAUCUGCCAUUAUGCUGUGCCUUGAAUUCUGGUACUACAUGCUACUUGUGGUGUUGGCUGGAAACUUGAAGGAUGCACAAAUUGCAGUGGCUUCCAUUUCCAUCUGUUCCAACCUGAAUGGGUGGGCACUUAUGAUCUUCAUAGGUUUCAAUGCAGCAAUCAGUGUGAGGAUCUCAAAUGAACUUGGAGCAAGAAGGCCAAGGGCAGCCAAAUUCUCAAUUAUUGUGGUGGUACUAACAUCAGCAAUGAUAGGUCUAGUGUUCUUCACCCUUGUCCUCCUUCUGAGGAAUGUAUAUGCUCUCCCCUUCACAAAUAGUCCUGAGGUUGCCAAAGCUGUGUCUCACCUUGCUCUCAUCUUAGCCUUCACACUGUUGCUUAACAGUGUUCAGCCUGUUCUAACAGGUGUGGCUGUAGGAGCAGGAUGGCAGUGGUUGAUAGCUUAUGUGAAUGUUGGAUGUUAUUAUGUUGUGGGUCUUCCUCUAGGGGCCUUCCUAGGUUCAAAAUUGGACUUGGGAGUAGAGGGAAUAUGGUCUGGAAUGAUGAUUGGAGUUGUCUUGCAAACCUUGAUCUUAACAGUUAUCACUUUUAGAACAAACUGGAACAAAGAGGCUGAGGCUGCAGGAUCUAGGAUAAGAGAAUGGGGUGGAUCAAUAGAACCCAUUGAGGAUUCCAAGUCAAACAAGAAUGGAACAGUACUUUUGGCCUGAUCAAUGAUUUUGAUUAUGAAGAGUCAUUGUUUCUUUGAGCAUCCAAUUUGGAGAUUGCUUUGAUCU
Telopea speciosissima is the source of this 1565-nucleotide messenger RNA. RefSeq names its product protein DETOXIFICATION 33-like. The transcript has 9 exons. NCBI's taxonomy places the organism in Eukaryota, Viridiplantae, Streptophyta, Magnoliopsida, Proteales, Proteaceae. The record is from RefSeq and is a predicted model, not a curated record. Gene Ontology annotation, molecular function: xenobiotic transmembrane transporter activity; antiporter activity. Gene Ontology annotation, cellular component: membrane. The coding region runs from base 237 to 1499 and encodes 420 amino acids. Gene Ontology annotation, biological process: xenobiotic detoxification by transmembrane export across the plasma membrane.